GCUGAUAAAACAGAAGCAAAAAAUCUCUCAGACCUGCAUGAAAGGAGUGCAGAUCAGCAGUGUGUUGAUUCACUGGAGACCGAAGAUCCAGCAGAACUGAUUUAUGUGCUGGUUCAGGCUUACAGGAGUGUGAAGAGGAUGAUGGAGAACUUUAUCAAACACUGGAGAUCCAGCUGUGAUCCUGCAGAGAGAUCAGCUCUGCUUCUGUUUCAGCGUGGAGAUUACCACAUCGACGUGUGUAUUAACGACUAUCUGGACGUGUACUGUCCGCAUUACGAGGACUCAGUGCCGGAGGAGCGUACGGAGAGAUAUGUGCUCUACAUGGUGAAUUAUGACGGGUACAGCACCUGCGACCACACGGCCAAGGGAUUCAAGCGCUGGGAGUGCAAUCGCCCUCAUUCACCCAACGGGCCGCUCAAAUUCUCUGAGAAAUUUCAGCUUUUCACACCCUUCUCUCUGGGCUUCGAGUUCAGACCCGGACGGGAGUAUUACUACAUCU
This is a messenger RNA of Danio aesculapii, 499 nucleotides long. RefSeq names its product ephrin-A5b-like. Gene Ontology annotation, cellular component: external side of plasma membrane; plasma membrane. The transcript has 2 exons. The record is from RefSeq and is a predicted model, not a curated record. Lineage: Eukaryota; Metazoa; Chordata; Actinopteri; Cypriniformes; Danionidae. Gene Ontology annotation, biological process: regulation of cell-cell adhesion; regulation of actin cytoskeleton organization; axon guidance. Gene Ontology annotation, molecular function: ephrin receptor binding. The annotation marks the transcript as partial.